Molecule: messenger RNA, 265 nt
Organism: Meloidogyne enterolobii
Lineage: Eukaryota; Metazoa; Nematoda; Chromadorea; Rhabditida; Meloidogynidae
Source: the annotation of a GenBank genome assembly
AAUGGCCAGACAACAACCAGAAUUAUUAAAUGAUCCGGUGGUGAAAAGAAUAACGGAGGAACACAAAACAACUCCUCAAAAAGUGCUGUUAUCUUUUGCUAUUUCACAAGGAAUCGGAGUUGUACCAAAAUCAUCAAACCCAGAAUGGAUUUGCUCUAAUUUUGACUCGUUGGAUUUAAAAUUAACAGUUAAAGAUUUAGAUGAAUUAAAUAAUAUUCAAAUUAAUAAAAACUAUAUUCGCCCAACACCCUGGCUGGUUCUUUAA